GUGGGACGCGCAGAUCUAAAAAAUUUCCUAUCCAGACCAGCAAAGGAGCAAAUCACCUUCCACAGCCACAGAGGUUUGCAAUGCAUCUCACCCUUAAUGGAGACAGUAGAAGAGACUCCUCAGCCCAUCGCAACAAAAAUAAAAGGACAUAUUCCGAAAUGGAUUAAAGGCAAUCUUCUGAGGAAUGGGCCUGGGAAGUUUGAGUUUGGUGAGGAGAAAUUUAACCACUGGUUUGAUGGCAUGGCCCUGUUGCAUCAGUUCCAGCUGGAGAAUGGCACAGUGACAUACCGGAGCAAGUUUCUGCAGAGCAAUUCCUACUUGACCAACAGCCACAACAACCGCAUCGUGGCCUCAGAAUUUGGGACACUGGCAAUGCCAGAUCCAUGCAAGAGUGUCUUUGGGCGCUUCAUGUCACGCUUCGAGAUACCACAGCCAAGUGACAAUGCCAGUGUGAACUACGUUAUGUAUAAAGGAGACUACUAUGUCAGCAGUGAGAAUAUCUUCAUGCACAGAGUGGACCCAGAGACACUUGAAACGAAGGAGAAGGUAGACUGGAGCAAAUUUGUUGCUGUGAAUGGGGCCACUGCUCAUCCUCAUUAUGAGUCUGAUGGGACAGCAUACAACAUGGGCAAUUCCUACGGGAAACAUGGGUCUAGAUAUAAUAUCAUUCAGAUCCCUCCACAAAAGUCAAACUGCAGUGAUAUGUUAGAGGGAGCAAAAGUGCUGUGCUCCAUUGCUCCAAUGGAUAAGAUUAAACCCUCCUAUUAUCACAGCUUUGGAAUGAGCAAAAACUACAUCAUCUUUGUCGAGCAACCCAUUAAGUUGAAUCUGCUGCAGAUUAUCACUUCCAAACUCCGUGGGAAGCCCAUUUCUGAAGGGAUAAGCUGGGAGCCUCAGUACAACACCUACUUCCAUAUUGUGAAUAAAAACACUGGAGAGGUGCUGCCGGGGCAGUGGUAUAGCAAGCCCUUUGUUACUUUCCAUCAAAUCAAUGCCUUUGAAGAUCAUGGCUGUGUGGUUCUUGACUUGUGCUGCCAGGAUAGUGGGACAGCACUGGCUACUUACAAACUUCAGAAUCUGCGGAGGACUGGGGAAGGCCUAGAUCAGAUUUAUAACUCAAUACCCCGAGCUUUCCCUCGCCGCUUUGUUCUCCCACUGAAUGUGAAUUCGGACACACCUGUGGGGAAGAAUCUGAACCCUCUGUCUUACACAUCAGCAAGAGCUGUGAAAGAUGAAGAUGGUAAGGUCUGGUGCACGCAUGAAAAUCUCCACCCGGAGGGCUUUGAAAAUGUUGGGGGCUUGGAGUUCCCCCAGAUUAACUACACUCUUUACAACGGUAGGAAAUAUCGUUUCUUCUAUGGGUGUGGCUUUCGGCAUUUGGUUGGAGAUUCCUUGAUGAAGGUUGAUGUGGAGACUAAGACAUUCAAGAUCUGGCAGGAGGAUGGAUCCUACCCAUCUGAGCCUGUGUUUGUGCCAAUGCCUAAUGCCAUGGCAGAAGACAGCGGGGUCAUCUUGUCUGUUGUGGUCUCCCCAGCUGAGAACCGAAGCACUUUCCUGCUUGUCUUGGAUGCAGAGACCUUUAGAGAACUGGGGCGAGCAGAAGUCCCAGUGCAAAUACCUUACGGAUUCCACGGCAUCUUUGCUUCCCGCUGACAGAAAACUGCUGCCUGCUAUAACUUGGGGCCAAGAUAGGCUCAGAAAGAAACCUCUGCUUUCUUUUACCUCCUACCUUUGCACUGUGUUCUGGAUGAAGGAACUGUUUCUUCUCUGUCAUAACCUCUGAGUUACUGCUGCAUUCACAAAUAUAUACUAUAAAGGGUCUGAAACAUACUCUGAGGAAGACAGUAGCCCUAUCACUCCAACAGCCUGCUGCUUUAUUUUAUUUUGCUGAUUACCCUGCUAGGCCAAUUAGCAGCAGUUCACAAAGGCUGCCAUAUGUAAGGCUUGCAAGGGAGAAAAUGGAAACUAAGAUGACCGUUCCUUUCUCCUGGUACCAGUGUGCUCUGAAGGGAAGACACCAAUCAGUAUCUGCACUUUGGCUGUAGUGGAAGGAGAAGGAGGAAAUAAAAACAAGUGGUAGCAUCUGGGUCCAAUGCAAGGAUGUAGUUUCACCCCUACUCCAUAAAGAUUGCCUUCAGCAAAGAUCGGAGGGUAGAGGCAAAGGCUUACAGGAGCUGUACUUGUAGUGCUGUUCUGUUUACACUAACAGUGCCCUGAAAUAAAAACAUCGGAAUUCCUU
This is a messenger RNA of Rhea pennata, 2239 nucleotides long. It is a transcript of the gene BCO2, whose product is annotated as beta-carotene oxygenase 2. The transcript is spliced from 12 exons. Gene Ontology annotation, molecular function: carotenoid dioxygenase activity; beta-carotene 15,15'-dioxygenase activity. Lineage: Eukaryota; Metazoa; Chordata; Aves; Rheiformes; Rheidae. Bases 97 to 1653 code for a protein of 518 amino acids. Gene Ontology annotation, cellular component: mitochondrion. Gene Ontology annotation, biological process: retinal metabolic process; carotene catabolic process. The record is from RefSeq and is a predicted model, not a curated record.